GCCUAGGGCUCCGCCGCGCCAGAUGCUGUACACAGAAGAGGCAGCCCUGUAUCAUGUUGGGCUGGAACAUGGUAGCCAAGUCCGACUGGUCCCUGACCUGGUUGCUGUGCCAGCUAGGGAUGGAACCUCCCAUUUAUCCUUUCACAUCCCUAGUGCCAAUGUUUCCUCAUAUGUCUGAUCUGUCCCAAGGCGUCCUGGCUGUGCUGCCUUCAUCCUGUUCCCUCCCCUCCCCCCGUGCUUGUGUAUGCAGAGGGGCUGCUGGAUGCUUGGAGUGCACUGUUGGGGAAGACACCACCUGCGUGAGGAGGGGACUGCAGCACCUGCACUCCCCUGCGCCCAGAGGGGCCUUUGGGAGCACAAUUUUUCUGCUGCAGUUCUUCAGAGCAGAGCUAGGCCUUUGGAGCCAUGGACAGAUACAACGAGGUCAAAGUCCUGCUAAAAAAAUGGGAGAUGACAUUUCUUCAAGAGCACCAGAAGAAACCGAGCAAGACUGAUAUGGAAAAGGCUCCAGAGGAGACAAAAAAACUGUACAGAGAGUAUAAAGCACUCAAGCAAGCAAGAGAGCAUCAAGGCCUCCCUGAAUCCAGCUCAGUCUGCCAGCAAACUGCUAAAGAAACCCCAAUAGUGGAACAGGCACCUGAUUCGGGUUGCUGGGGCGCGCAUCUGAAUCGAGAGCAGCAGAUCCCCAAGCUGAACCACCGAGACUGUGACACACUAAAGGCAUCUGCGCAGUAUUUUGGGAUGAAGCUGAAAGCCAACCUGGGAGCGGCCAUAAAGGAGCGUCCUAUAACUUGGAGAACGUCCUUGACUCCCCGAAGGAGGCCAGCUGUGCCCCUGGUGGAGAAGAGCUCGGAUGAGAGCAGCCAGGGGGCAUGUCCAAAGCCCCCGCGGACACCACCACUGAAAAGCAACACAGCCUGCAUUACUAACUCUGAUGCCAGCGAACCAGGAGAUGAUCUUCUCCCUCCCGCAAUAUUGGGGCUGGCCCCCACCAUCCUCUAUGCGGGGCUGACGCCGAGCCCUCAGGUAAAUAAGUUCCAGCAGCUGAAGCAGACGGUGGCCAAGCGACUGGGCUCCCUGGAUCCUGGCUGGCUGGACAGGUGUCAGGGCAUCAGGGAGCAAGCAGGGGAGAGACCAAGAGAGGAAAGUGCUUCUACCUCAAAUGGCAGGAGCCGAGAUCAGCCAGCAGCAGGCCCUGUCCUGCAGGGGAAUGCUGACCAACCUCUGCAUAGCCAUUCCCUGAACCAAACCACAGGAGCUAGGGCUCAGUCCCUGGAAAACGAGAAUGUUCCGCUUCUGGGAAACAGUCUCCUGGGGGGCUGGAAACGGCAGAACCAGCAGGAUCCUUCUAGGAGAACCCCGCAAGGAGCUGUGCUGGAGGCGGAUGAUCUAAUGAAAGGAGGGGGAGAUGCCUGCAGGGCGGCUGAGCAGGGUACUAGUGAAACCCGAGGGAACGGCAGGAUGGACUCGGCGCUUGGCACGGCAGAAAUCCGCCUUGCCAAAGAACGUGUCAGUAAACCUAAGAAUCUCCGGAAGGAUGCCCGCAUGGGAGCAGAGCAGGAAGAGCUCGGUAACACUUCAGGAGGGGAGGGAGGAGCAUCCUGCAGAACAAGGGACAGGCCCAGUCAACCCAAGAAGGUCAAAACGAGCAAUAAAAAAAGGCCCCGAACGGCGCCGGCCAGCAGAGAUGAUGGUGCGGCAGACCCAGAAGAUGGUGCUGCGGCUCCAAAGCGCAGGCGGACUAAUGCGUCAGCCGGAGACAAGCGCGUCUCAGCGAAGAAGAAAGCGAGAAGGGCUGUCUGUGCGCCCAAGCCAGACAAAAACAACCUGGAAGAGCAUGAGGAGUCCGCGGCGGUUGAAGAGAAGGGAAGGGAUGUGCCGGUGCUCUCUGAAAACCUCCUUGGAGAAGUCGAAGGGGAGGGGAAGCAGAAAUGGAGCAGCACAGCCAGUGUCUGCAGGGCCCCUCCGAAGAAGGACGGCAACUUUGUCAGACUCAACCUGAAGAGGAGAUCUCACGUUAAAGGUUACGCAUUGAGAGGUAACCACCUUCGCAAGCAGGUGUGGAAGCAGAAGUGGCAGAAGAAAGGCGAAUGGUUUGGAGGAGGUGGCAGGUGCUUCGACAGAGGCUCAGAUACCUGCUUCAGAUGUGGCGGAACGGGGCACUGGGCCUCGGAGUGUAAGGGCAAAGGCCCCGCCCCUGCUGUCGACUCAUGGCUGGAGGAAACCAGUGAAGCUGUUGAAGAGGAGACGCCAUUACCCACUCUGGAAGAAGUGGCCCGGAUGACUAACACGGCUUACAGCAAGAUCUCAGUGGAGAGCAGAAGCAGGCCUGAGAGGGCUGGCGAGGAGGAGUUUGACCUGCACGUGCAGAGGCCUGUGUAUGAGCCCCCUGCUCCGCCCCCACCCAUGGAGCCUCUCUAUGCGCUGGGCCAGGAUGGGAAGGUGAGAGAGACCCCUGCGGAGGUGUUUCAGACUCUGGCCGAGCUGGGAUACAGCGCCUUCCGCCCGGGCCAGGAGCUGGCCGUCAUGAGGGUUCUCUCAGGUCUGUCCACGCUGGUCGUGCUGUCGACGGGGAUGGGCAAGUCGCUGUGCUACCAGCUCCCGGCCUACUUGUACGGCAAGCGCUCCAAGUGCAUCACCCUGGUGGUCUCCCCGCUCGUGUCGCUGAUGGAUGACCAGGUUUCGGGGCUGCCCCCGCACCUGAAGGCGGUCUGCGUUCACUCCAACAUGUCGCAGAGCCAGCGAGAGGCUGCUAUGGAAAAGGUGAAGGCAGGGAAGGUGCACGUGCUGUUGCUCUCCCCGGAGGCCCUGGUGGGCGGGGGUGGGGCGGGGUCCAGCUGCCUCCCCUCUGCCGACCAGCUCCCGCCGGCGGCGUUUCCCGCCGUGCCCCCAAACCUGCACCUGUCUGUCUCCACGGACAGGGACAAGGAUCAGGCCCUGGUCUCGCUGCUGCAGGGAGAGAGGUUUGGGGGCCUGGACUCGGUCAUCGUUUACUGCACCCGGCGAGAGGAGACGGCCCGGAUUGCGGCGCUGAUCCGCACGUGCCUGCAGGGCGCUCCCUACUGGAUCCCUGGAAGCUGUGACAGGUCCCUUCCUCGGGGGGUCCCCGAUUCCUACCAUGGUGGCAUGUCCGCUGCCGAGCGCCGCCGCGUGCAGAACAACUUCAUGUGCGGCCAGCUGCGGAUCGUGGUGGCCACGGUGGCCUUUGGCAUGGGGCUAGACAAGUCCGACGUGCGCGGGAUUGUGCACUACAACAUGCCCAAGAACUUUGAGAGCUACGUGCAGGAGAUCGGCCGGGCGGGGCGGGACGGGGAGCCGGCGCACUGCCAUCUCUUCCUGGAUCCGGAGGGCAGGGAUCUGCACGAGCUCCGGCGGCACAUCUACGCCGACACGGUGGAUUUCUUCACCAUUAAGAAGCUAGUGCAGAAGGUUUUCCCUCGCUGUAGGUGCCUGGAGCUUCACCGCAAACAACGGGACCUCAGCGGGGGGCCUGAGGUGUCGGACACUGAGAUGCUGGAGCUCAUGGGAGCCGGCGAGGAGCCGGCGUGUUGGGCUGACAGGAAGAGUGGGCUGCAGCGAGUGUGUUACAAACACGAACGCGCCAUCCCUGUGCAGCAGACGGUGGAGUCCCUGGAUGCGCCGCUUCCUGGCAUCGAGACCCUGCUGUGCUACCUGGAGCUGCACCCACGGCGCUGGGUGGAGCUGCUGCACCCCACUUUCUCCUCCUGCCGGGUGGUGUGUUAUGGGGGCCCCCAGCAGCUCAGGGCGAUUGCAAAGAGCUCCCCACCCGUCGCCGUGUGCCUGGCCCGGGAGCGCCUGGCCGGGGUGGACCACACGCACGCCAGCUCUGUGGAAUUCGACGUGAUCGCCCUCAGUGACUCCAUGGGCUGGGAGGUUCUGCCGGUGAAGCGAGCCCUGCGCCAGCUCCAGUGGAGCACACAGCUGCAGAAAGGUGCAGGGGCUGGCCUGAGCCGGGUUCUUGGGGGUGUAGGGGCAGAGCAGGGGGAGGGAGCGCCAGAGAGAGCAGAGCUGGAAGGCUUCCUGCACCGCCGGGUGACCGCGCGGGAAGCGACUGCACUCUGCCAGCUCCAGGCCUGCUUCAGGGCCUUCCAGAGUGUGGCCUGCCACGCUGGCGCCCAGUACUCGGAGCAUGUGGAUGGGGAGAGGAGCUCCCGGCUGAAGGCCUUGUUGAUGGACUAUUUUGAGAAGAAGCCUGCGCUGGAUGGGACUGGGCUAAUGUGCGAGGAAGAAGAGGAGGAGGCAGAUCUCAAUAACAUUAAACUGCAGGAGUGGGAAGGGCAGAUCCGCUCGGACAUCCGGAAUUUCCUGUCCCUCCGCCAGGAGGAGAAGUUCUCUGGCAGAGCCGUUGCCCGGGUAUUUCACGGCAUUGGGAGCCCAUGUUACCCCGCUCAGGUCUACGGGCGAGACCGCAGGUUCUGGAGGAAAUACAUCCACUUCGACUUCAAUAAAAUCAUGCGCCUGGCCACCGAGGAGAUUAUCCGCUGCAGAUGAGCCUGCAAGGGCAGGGGUGGGAUGUACGGAAUGUCAGACACUGAGCAUCAGGGAAAUGGAAUGGCUCAGCUGGCACCGGAGCAGAGCCAGGGAGCCCUGUGGCUGUGGCUCCAUCUGCCAGAGCUCCUGGAUUCCAGUCACCUCCCGGCAGGUCCCAGGAGCUCCCACGACGGACUGUUCUCUAAGGGCUGCCGUGAUUCUAGCACCGGUUAACCCCGUGCUGGGAACUGGGGCUCCCAUUUGCAUUGGGAAGUUCUCCGCAGCUCCCAGCAGGCGAAGUACCUGCUUCUCAGGGAGAGGACAUGCCUUGGGCGGGGCAAAAGAAGAGUGAGAGCCCGAAGCUGGCCCCCAGGGUUGCUGGGCGGAAGAGGCUUUUGGUAAUCCAGCUGACUGUAUGUAAAUAUCCCUACUAAGGUUCAGUCCUCUAGAUAUGCCCCGAGCAAAUGCACCUUGGUGGCUCUGGGAGGCAAGUCCACCAGCCCGGCGUGCUAGGGGUUUGUGGUCUUGUCUUCCUGCUUUUCUGGGCUAACUCCAACAUCGGGCUCUACUCCUCUUGCAAAAUUGUCCAACACCUGAACCCACUUCCUGCCCUGGUCCCCUCUGAUCCCCACAGUACAGUGAAAGGCAGACUGGGUACAGCCAGCCUUUUCUCCUGACACAUGGGCUGUGAAUACACACGUCCCAUUCCCAUAGAAUAUUCAGUAACCGUCUUAAGAGAUGGCAGCGUUUGGCAGGAGGGGUGGGAUGCUCUCUGUGUGUUUAGAUGCAGAGGAGGUGGAUACUCCUCCCAACGUGCCCCAGUGUAUGUGAAAAGUGAGAGACAUUCAGUUUCGAAUGUACAUCUGAGCUUUGACUGGUUCCCCGCGCUAACGAUUGUUGCUCAGAGUCCAUUCCAAGGCCUUUCGAGUGCCUUCUCACUGCUGCUGUUUCCCCUCUUCCAUCUGGGACCAUAUUUGGGUUUUAUAUUCACACUAAUAAACUGUGACUUUUUAAAGUG
Messenger RNA from Pelodiscus sinensis (Chinese soft-shelled turtle), 5509 nucleotides. NCBI's taxonomy places the organism in Eukaryota, Metazoa, Chordata, Testudines, Trionychidae. The record is from RefSeq and is a predicted model, not a curated record.